AUGAAGAUUCCAAUCAAAGCCAAUGCCGCGAUUCCCCCUACUACCACACCAGCGAUGAGUCCAGUCGAUGGGCCUGAACUGGAUUUCGACGAGGAUGCGGGAUUCGCAACGGCGGUCGAUGAACUGAAUCUCUGUGUCGUCUUCGGCGUACUGUCUGAAGAUGAUGCCAAUCCAGUGGCAGCAGAACUCGUCACAACCGUGCUACUACUCGACGCCGUAACCUCCGCCGCAAUACUCGUCGCAUCCACCGAUCCUCCCGUCGGCAACGCCCCAAGCACACUCCCCGCUACACUCUCAAUCACCGCCGUCGGCACCGUAACACCCUUGCUCGACAACACAGAUGACACAUCGCCCACAAUACUCGAUAUCAAACUGCCAAUCUGCCUGCGCUGCUGCUCGUGGACCCGGCGUACGCGUUCCGCGGUGACGCUACCAGCGGCGCGACAGUGUUCAUCUGUCGUAAUUUCGAUGAUUACGCGAUCGGGAUGCGAUGGUAGGAGUGAGGCGUAG
Pyrenophora tritici-repentis Pt-1C-BFP is the source of this 510-nucleotide messenger RNA. RefSeq lists its product as uncharacterized. Lineage: Eukaryota; Fungi; Ascomycota; Dothideomycetes; Pleosporales; Pleosporaceae. The record is from RefSeq and is a predicted model, not a curated record.